AAGAGGUGUGUUUUGUUGUGCACUGUAAUUACAGAUAACAGUCUUCCUCUAUCCCACCUCUCCCGUGACUUAUUACUACUCAAUAUAACUACUACUUUAGAUAUUUCUCAACCAAAUUCAUUCAUUCAUUCCUCAACUCAACUUCAAUUCAACUACACCACCUUUUCUCAAAGCAAACAAGUUUUGUUUGUGAAUUCGAAAUUGAUGAGGUGAAAAAAACAGAGGUUUUUAGACAAGAAGAAUGUCGUCGUCUUGUUUGAGCAGAGCAUACAGAUUAGAGGCGCUCGACCUCGACAUUAUAAAAUCCCCUUCCUCGACUUGGAUUUCCAGCUCUUCCUCUCCUUCUUCCACGCUAUCAGAGUCCACCACCUGCAACAGCAACACCAACUCCGUCUCCACGAGGAAGCCGCGCACCCCUCGCAAGCGCCCCAACCAGACCUACAACGAGGCGGCUGCAAUUCUCUCCACUGCCUACCCCAAGAUCUUCCCGGCCGCCAAGCCGGGAAACUCCCGCGGCGGCGCAUUCUCCUUCGAGCCCUCCGAGCUGCUCAUGCCGCUCCGGCAGGUGGACACGUGGCGGCUGCUUCUCGACCUCGAUCUCGAGAAGCCGGUCGACAUCAAGGGGCUGAGCGCGCUCGAGAAGCCGGGCCUCAGCCUCCCCGAGAUAUCGAACUCGUCGCGGUGUGAAGAAGACGAGGAGGAGUUCGAUGCGGAGUCGAUUUUGGAGGAGGAGAUUGGGGGCGGGAUUGAGAGCAUAUUGGGGAAUCUUGAAAUGGAUAAUAAGGAAAAUGAUGCUCCUGUGAAUAACACGUUUUGCUAUGGAUAUCCGGUGGGAUUGGGAUUGGAAUCGAGGGCGAUGAGGGGAGCGGAUGAGUGGUGGAAGUUCCCUUGCGUUAAUGUGGUUGAUGUGAAUCCGAAUGUUGCAAUUGCUGGUGGCAAGAAAAAGAAGAAGGUGGAAAUCAAGAAAGUGGAAGAAGAAGAAGAAGAAACAGAGGACUCUGUUUCUGCUGAGCCGAAUGCGGGGAUGCUCGGCCUCAGAUUGAACUAUGACGGCGUCGCGCGCGCUUGGUCGGAUAAGCCGUGGCCGUUCUCCGAGGAGUCCUCGGAGUCCGACGUUCGGGCAAGAUUGGGGCGGAUAGAGCUGUUUUCGGAGAAGGGGGGAGUGAGAGAGGCGAGUGUGCAGCGCUACAAGGAGAAGAGGCGAACGCGCCUCUUCUCGAAGAAAAUACGAUACCAAGUCCGCAAAGUCAAUGCGGAUCGUCGCCCUAGAAUGAAGGGGCGGUUUGUUAGAACGCCCACUGAUUCUGAUGAUUAGACCUCUUUUUUCUU
This is a messenger RNA of Salvia splendens (bonfire salvia), 1329 nucleotides long. Its product is annotated as protein CHLOROPLAST IMPORT APPARATUS 2. Bases 242 to 1315 code for a protein of 357 amino acids. Gene Ontology annotation, cellular component: nucleus. Gene Ontology annotation, molecular function: protein binding. Gene Ontology annotation, biological process: regulation of DNA-templated transcription. The record is from RefSeq and is a predicted model, not a curated record. The transcript has 2 exons. Lineage: Eukaryota; Viridiplantae; Streptophyta; Magnoliopsida; Lamiales; Lamiaceae.